GAAGCUCACCUAAUCAGUGUGUCUUGCGUCAGAAGAGGAAAGAAGAUUCUCACUCACCGAUAGCCACCGGUCGGCAGAGCGUCUACUAGAACACACCACACACAACGAGGGGUGGGGAAGGUGUCGUCAUUUGGUCCCGACAAGGAGGUCAUGGAAACCACUGUACACCUUGUACAAGAGUCCAAAGGGACACGUUCAUACGAGACUAAAGAGUGGGAAUUUCAUGUCAUUGACGUGGACAACUCGGGGAAGAGGAAGAUCCUUGCCUCCACUGCCAUAAACAUGGUUCGCUACGCCUCACCAUGCCCUACGACCACGACAUACAGCUCCAACUGAAACCGGUGUCUCGCAAGAUAAAGAGAGUCAUCCUGGACAUAACACUCUGCUCAGUGCUCCUCAAGGAAGGGAAAGCCACAGAUGACGAUAUGUUGAGUAUAGCCAGUAUGAUGAGCGUCUCCAACCUCUCCAUGAUUGGGAACCUUGAGGAUGAAGAUGACGACAACUUUGCCUGGCAUGGUGGUCGGUCCAUCACUCCACCUCUGAUGCUGGAGUCAAUUCUGUCACCGGAAGAAUUACUCAAGUGGACCCAGGGCGUGACGACUGGCUACAGGGGAGUCAAGGUUACCAACAUGACGACGUCGUGGAGAACAGGAAUGGGGUUCCUAGCCAUCUUCCACUACUACCGCCCAGACCUCAUAGACAUUGAGGCAGUUUCACCCAACGCCAUCAAGGAGAACAAUAAGCUGGCGUUUGAGCUGGCCCAUGUCCUGGGUAUCUCGUGUCCUCUGACCCCCAGUGCCAUGAUAUCUGCCACGGUUCCCGACAAGCUGCUCGUCUCUUCUCUUCGGUUCAACAUGCACCAGUACUUCACCAGAGCCCUUCCUUCUGCCAUCGCCAAAGAUAGCACUGAGAAUGGUAGUGCAAGUGGGAGCCCCAACUCCGAAGACAAGCCUUCUUCACCGUUUGACAUCUCAAAGAUCCACAAAGUGUUUGACGAUCCCAACAUUUACAGCAACCUCUCGCCCGUCACGUCCCCCUCCCACUCGGUAGAGGUGAGCAAAUACUCUCGUCACAGCUCACGGCGGAACAGCGAGGAGCAGGAGGGCGGGGGUCGGACCAUCCGCGUGUCUGGUGACCACGGGGUUAAAACUCACUCGAGCGGUUCGUCUCUUGUCUUGGGGAACACGGGGGAUGGUAGUGGAGCUGACCCGACAACGCAGAGUAACCUGGGACAAGUAGGAGAUAAUCCGGGACAAGGAGGAGGUAACACGGGACAAGGAGGAGGUAAUGCGGGACAAGGAGGAGGUAAUCCAGGACAAGGAGGAGGUAAUGUGGGACAAGGAGGAAAUAAUCUUGGACAAGGAAGGACAAAUGCGGGACAAGGUUUUGGAGUUGGUGUGAAUGAAGCAGGGAUAGCGUUGGACCAACUAGUGAUUGCAUCAGCCAAUCCAUCACGAACUGGGGUACCAUCCAUCAGUGUGUCUGAAAGAUCUAAUGACUCUAGUGGGGACCGGAAUGAUGGAGGAGGGAGAGAGGGGGAGAGGAGAGAGGGGGAGAAGAGGGAGGCGAGGAAGAGCACAGAGGAAGACAGACUCCUGGAGUUUGAAGGUGAUAGUGAGAGCGAACCUCGGACCAGCAGCUCUGUGUCCCUGGAUCAGAGUCAAAGUCAGACCUCUCUGACAACACCAGCCCAACCUCUGGAUUCUCUGACGGGGAAAGAUGGCUCCCAGUCUGCUGUUUAUGUCACACAAGUGACAGCAGGAGUGGGAGAAAGAGAGGGAGGGAAGGGUGUGGAAGAGUUAGAGGCUGGUUCGGCCGGUAAGGAGGAGGGAAAGAGGAAGAUGGAGGGCCAGAGGGGGCAGUUGGAAGGGGUGGGGAGAGAGGAGAUGGGUACAGUGGAUGAGACGGCCAGGACAAGGUCAGAUUCGGGUUCCAAGCCACACAGGAGGCUGCCUGCUUUACCGACUGGCUCUCCGGAAGUGACGACCAAGGAUGAAGAGAGGCGUCAGAUGGCUAAAGAGCUGCUGAGAAAACACAGAAUCAGUCCAGCCUCUGCAGACUUCUCAUCCUCAUCUUCCUCUCCCUCCCCUGGAAAGAAGAAAAAUCCAGACUCAAAACAGGAGAAGUAUCGGGAGCAGGUGCGAAUGAUGCUGAGCGAAAUUCAAUCCUCCCCCUCUUCCUCCUCCCGUCUCCCCGACCCCUCGGCUGACGAGGAAAACGAGCUCGCAGCCGACCGCAGCUCCACAUCGCUGCCAGAGAUUGCCGAGAAAGAGGAGGAGGAACACCAAAAGCCUCAGAUUCCUCAGAACACAAGUGAAGAAGGUGGAAAAGAGGACACGAGAGAAGUUUCGCCCAGUUUAGAGCCAAAUGAGAUUGUCUCGUACGAAGACGAACCGAGGGCACAUCGCCCGGACAACGACUCCUUCAAGAGGAGAGUGGGUGUGGUCAACCGGCCACAGGUGGUAGUGGUUGGAGGUGGGGCAGACUCCGCCCAUAUCACCGGAGCCGCAAAACCUCACAGUUCUAAAGACACACUUGGAGGUGGGGAUAAGGGGAGUGGUCAGCCAGACGAGGCCCCGCCCAGUGAGCCUCGGACUCGCCAGAAGAAGCCGCCGGUAAAGGAACUACAGAUAAAGCCAGUAGUAUCGAAACCCUCAGCCGCGGCUCAGAAACUGUUGGAGAGUAAGAGACAGCAGAAGAGGGCUGGUGAGGGAGGAGCAGGGGUUGACACAGAUGGUAACAGGGUGGAGUCAGGUGGACAGGUGGAGGGAAGGAAGGAGGAGGAGGAGGGGGAAACUCGAAAUGGAGACUCGGAGGAGAAAGAUACCAGUGGAGGCUCAAAGCUCGAGAGUCCAUCUCCCUGGGAUGAGCACAGCGAGGGCCUAGAAAAGGAUAUCUUGCUGACGAGGAAUGAGUACGUUCGUUGUGAACUGAGUCGUCUGCGGCAGCAGCUACUGAACAUGGAGAGGAGAGCCGUCGAGAUCGAGUCUGACGUCCGACAAGCCAUGUCCACCGGGAACAAGGAGGACGAGGAGACGAUGAUGCAGGAAUGGUUCACUCUCCUCAACGGCAAGAACGAGCUCAUCAAGAGACAGAUUGAGCUAAACCUCGUAGAGAGAGAAGAGGACUUGGAGAAGAAACAGUUCUUCAUCAACAGAGAACUGAGGCCGCUCAUGGCAAUACCAGACGAACAGAAGACUCCGCAGCAGAAGGUGAGGGUGGAUACUCUAGUCCAGGACCUACUGGGUAUAGUGGACGAGAGAGACAAGGUAGAGAGGAAGAAGAUGUCCAUUGCCAGCAAAAGCACUCAUCGCGAGAGGGACGGAUUUGCCUCUGACGACUCGGGGCUUCCACCGAACCAGCAAAGAAACGCCUCCCUAGACAGAACUGGGAGCAAAGACUGUGUCAUAUCUUGAUAACUCCUCCCCAUCUCUCUCUCUCUCUCUCUCUCUCCUUUCUCUCCCCUCUCCCUCUCACUCGCUCAGUCGAGUCAACGCAAAUUUGUCCAUUUAUCUCAGUGUUACAUUGUGACUCAUCCGUACAUAUUUUGAGUCACUCACAAAUUUACAAAGAAAUACAUGAUAUAUAGAUCACUCUGCAAACUGCUAACAUUAUGAUUCAAGUGAGUUGUGUGCUAAGAGGUGCUGCUCUCCGCUCAUGUGUUGCAGAACCCAGCUUGCUUGGAUGCUGGCUUUUUAAGACGGCUCUGCCCUUCGUCGUGAUUAAUCUGGGUCUAUAGGUGGAGGCAGGAGGUGGAUGGGUGUUCUUUUGCUGUGGGUUUCAGUUUACAGUGGCGGUAGACGAUCUCUAGACAUAGCCAUAUUGUAUCUCCUCCUCUCUCUCUCCUGCAAGAGGAGGUAGGCUGAUAGGGUGAAGAGACCCAGGGCACUGGCAGCGAAGGGAGUAUAGACCAUCACAUGUCUGUAAAACUCCUGACUGGAGGGAUCUGUUGUUGAUUGUGGAGCAAACUGCUGGAUGGUUUUGACUGUCACACCAUUCGACAAUCGGUCGCAAAACGCCACCCAUCCAUACACAAAGGCACUGCUACCCUUGUACUUGCCGACGACCUGUGAGAUCAUGGUGUAGGAGAGGACGAGGACUGUAGCCCCGCCCACUCCCAGCAGGACAAUGGCCAGGUAGACAUUGUCUCUGGCUGCGUUGAACACGACUUGUGGACUGACUUGUGAUGGCUCUUUCACCCAGAACCAGAUCCUGCGGAAGAUGUACACACCUUGAGGAUUUGACUGUUUGGGUUCCCCUUAAUAAUUGUUGGUAUACAUGAGCCUUUUGAUUCCGGGGCA
Molecule: messenger RNA, 4301 nt
Organism: Geodia barretti
Lineage: Eukaryota; Metazoa; Porifera; Demospongiae; Tetractinellida; Geodiidae
Source: the annotation of a GenBank genome assembly